UUUCAACCAAUAAACAAGCUAAUUAAUAAACAUCAAAGAUGGAAAAAAUGUCUUUACACAAAAAGCAUCAAUUCUUUAUUGUUGUUUAUGUUAUCGUACUCGCCACGAAAUGGACCACCGUCGAUGCUGAUGAAGUACCGGCGUUUUUUCUAAAGAUUGCUAAGAAUAUACCAAGAGUUGGGCGCAGUGGAAGGUCCGAGGAUUUUUUCCUCAAGCCUUCGAGGAAUAUUCCGAGGGUCACUAGAGGAGAUGAAAACUUUUCAACCAACGACUUGAUAAUGUCUUAUGCGAAUGAAAGAAAUAAUCAGGAGCUCAACAAAAGGAUGAUAAAUUAUCCAGCUCCAGGAAGUACGGCAUUAAAUCUAGAUUCUAUGUCUUGGGAACAUUUUCCACUUGCCAUUGAAGGACCACCUGAACUUUGGCGUACUCUUGCUUCCUAUGCUAACGAUAAAUAUGGACCUUCGUCGGAUGACAUCGACAAUGAAGUUUGGCAACGAAACAAACGUAAGAAUGAUAACAAACCAUCAUAAUCAUCAUUAACCAUUUUUCAAGAAGUAAAAAUAAGAAGCUAGAGAAAAAUUUUACAAAAUUAUACAUCGAUAUUUGUAACCGGGGAUGUGUUAAUUGGGUGAAGGGAAAAUAAUUGAAAAAUGUAUUAGUAGUUUAAUAGAAAGCAAAAAUAAAUUGUGGUUUUACAAUUCAG
Chelonus insularis is the source of this 703-nucleotide messenger RNA. It is a transcript of the gene ETH, whose product is annotated as Ecdysis triggering hormone. The record is from RefSeq and is a predicted model, not a curated record. Bases 39 to 530 code for a protein of 163 amino acids. Lineage: Eukaryota; Metazoa; Arthropoda; Insecta; Hymenoptera; Braconidae. The transcript has 6 exons.